Apodemus sylvaticus (European woodmouse) is the source of this 6027-nucleotide messenger RNA. It is a transcript of the gene Slc30a10, whose product is annotated as solute carrier family 30 member 10. Gene Ontology annotation, molecular function: zinc ion transmembrane transporter activity. The transcript is spliced from 4 exons. Gene Ontology annotation, cellular component: membrane. Lineage: Eukaryota; Metazoa; Chordata; Mammalia; Rodentia; Muridae. Bases 664 to 1917 code for a protein of 417 amino acids. Gene Ontology annotation, biological process: zinc ion transmembrane transport; detoxification of zinc ion; manganese ion transport. The record is from RefSeq and is a predicted model, not a curated record.
UGGCUGCAUUAUGUAGUGAAGAGGAGCCCAGGCCCCUAAACUGGAGAGUUGAGGGUAGUGGGCAGGGUAUGCCAGCCAGGAGGACCCCAUCACAGGUAGGGACUGAGGGGUGCGGGGAGAACCUGGCAGCCAGGUCCACUUCAAUGUGUUAAGUAGGCACCUCAACCAUUUGUCCCAGCUUAGAGUCAGCGGGCAAAACAGAAUGGCUGUACGCUUGGUACAGCUCUGCCUUGGUAACUCUAGGACGUUUAUCUCACACAGAUUGCAUUCAAAACUACACACCUAGGGGACAAGACUUGGCCAUUGAUGCCAAACAGCUUGCUUUAUCAGAGCCAUUACUGCACACUGUCAGAAGCUGGAAGGGCUCUGCCUAUGGGUAAGCUCCUACAGGAAGAAAGCCAUGAAGCCCUGUAAUUAAACAUCCAAACAAUUCUCAAGUCUACACCUGAAGCCAGUGACUUCCAUUUCCACAAACCCAGGCUCACGUGACAUGUCUUGCUUAAUUGCCCUUUAAACUGCUUUAUGGCUUUAUAGCAGCCUAUAAAAGGUGAUUUUCAAAUAUGACAGGCGCUGAAGAGCUGAACGGGAGAGUUAUCCAGGAGUUGUAAUCUCUAAGUCUGCUAGGAGUUCUUGCCUUCCUGAGAAAGAGGAGCUGCCACAGCUAUGGGGCGAUACUCAGGCCGAAGCUUCCGUCUGAUCCUCAUGUGCGUAGUCAGCGUGGUCCUCUUUGUGCUGGAGCUAGCGGUGGCACACAUAGGCAACUCCCUCUCCCUGGCCUCCGAUGCCUUCGCUGUCCUCUCCCACUUGUUGUCCAUGAUCAUCGGACUGUUUGGCGUCAGGGCCAGCAAUGUCAGGCAGCACAGGAAGAGCACAUACGGCUUUCUCCGGGCAGAUGUCCUAGGAGCAUUUGGCAAUUCCGUGUUUGCUGUGGCCCUGAUGUUCAGCAUCCUGGUAGAAGCCAUCAAAAGGUACAUCAGUCCCCAGAAGACAGAAGAGCCCCUCCUGGUUCUCAGUGCUGGAGUCAUCGGACUGUUUUUCAAUGUUCUUAACUAUGUCAUCUUCUUAGAAUGCUGUUACUGCUCAGGGCCCAGGCCCCAGACAGACACGGAAGCAGGUGAUUCCCUGAACACCCAGAAUGAACCAGAAGAGAUGACGAAAAAAGAGAAGAAGUCUGAAGCAUUGAAUAUCAGAGGUGUUCUUUUGCAUGUGAUGGGAGAUGCCUUGGGGUCCGUGGUUGUGGUCAUCACGGCCAUCAUAUUCUAUGUUCGGCCCCUGAGAAGUGAAGACCCGUGUAACUGGCAAUGCUACAUUGACCCCAGUUUGACUGUUGUCAUGGUCGUCAUUAUCUUAUCGUCAGCUUUCCCACUGAUCAAGGAGACCGCUGUCAUCCUGCUGCAGAUGGUCCCGAAGGGAGUUAACAUGGAAGACCUGAUGAACCAGCUGUCUACCGUGCCUGGGAUUAGCAGUGUGCAUGAAGUACACAUCUGGGAACUGAUAAGUGGGAAGAUCAUUGCCACCUUGCACAUCAAGCAUCAGAAGGGCACAGACUAUCAGGAUGCCAGUAGAAAAAUCCGAGAGAUCUUCCACCGUGCUGGAAUCCACAACGUGACCAUUCAGUUCGAAACGUUGGACUUGAAGGAAACCCUGGAGCAGAAGGACUUCUUGCUGACCUGCAGUGCCCCCUGCAUCUCCCAGAGUUGUGCUAAGAAGCUGUGCUGUCCCCCGGGGACAUUGCCUCUGGCUCUCGUCAAUGGUUGUGCAGAGCACAACGGUGGGCCCCCUCUGGAGUCUUACCGAAGCAUAGAAGCUCCAGAAGUGGCCAUUGAUAUGACUUUGGAUGGCUGUCCAAGGGAGCAGGGACAGACUCUCAGCAAGACUCAAGAGAGACAGCACUAUGAAAACAGUACUCAUUUUUAGUGGGUUCCCACACAAAUCAAACUGUCUGAACAGACACUUUGGUGUCACCAGCUCUGCUUGUGGGAAGAGCUUUGCGGGUAUAUCCUGUCAGUAGGGGUCAGCCGUUUGAGAUGUUAGCGGAACAAGCUGCUGAUUUUCAUGUGGUGGAUGAACCCCUUCCCGGUACCUUGGGUAUCUCAUGGUUCUCUGUGACAGUCUUUGUAUGGACAUGAAUUUCCUAAAGCAGACUGCCCUAGUGAAUGUAUCAGGAGUGUUGAAGGACUCAGUAACUAUGACAUGGGAUUCGAAGUCGGUCUUGUCUGCCUUGUGGUGCUGGGGAAUUGCAUACAGGGCUUGUGCAUGCUAAGAAACUGCUCUGUUACCGAGAUGAGCCCUGUAGCCUUUGCUUUUAAACCCAUCAGAACUUCUAGCUGACUCACAAGUGAGCUCAAAGCUUAAGUGGGUAGAAAAGAAGCUAAGCACCUUAAUUAUGUUUUCCUCUCUUCCCCUCAAAGAUCAUCAAAGAUGGACGCCAGCCAUUUAUGGCACUGUAGAAGUAUAUGUUCUUAAGUCCAUUCUUGGACCAUGAGAAGUAGACACCUAAUAAAUGCAAAAUGCAUAGUUAUUAAGACGGAAAUACAGACUGUCUCUUAAGGCAGGAAGUACUCUCAAAACGUUAGAUGGUGUAGGCUUGGCUGGGGUGGAGGGAAAGGUGGGCUCUGGACUGUCUCUUUGUUUUGUGAGGUGGCUAAUCUUUUACUUCCUGCUGGAACUAAACUGUAGCUGUGGCGUGUUCCCUCUCCUUUUCUUAUUCACCUUUUUAUCAUCUCUGCAAGUUUCCAGGUGGGACUGUUGCCACAUCUAGUUCUGAUCAUGAUUUUCUUGUCGAGAAUUCCUCACAGCCUUCUUUGAUGAUCACAUUGAUCUAUGUAGCAUUGACCAGGGGGAGAUGAAUCUUCUGGGCACAGGAGAAUACUCUUUCUUGUUAAACAAACAAGCUAGCCUGCCUUUGCUUUAAUUGGGCAUAUUUUAAAGCAUUUAUUGCAGUUGCCAACUAGUAACUGGGUGGAAGAGUUGAUAUCCAAGUGAGAAGUGAAAUAUGAUUUGGUUGCUGACUUUAAUGUGUCUGGAGGCUCUUAGAGUUUUAUGUCUGUGACCCAUUUAUGAAGUUCAAAUGAAUUAAGAUCUGAUUCAGGCACAUAACUGAACUGUAUUGGUAGAAGAAAGUGCAGAAAUGUCUGUCACGUGUUUUUAUACCUUGUUUGGGCAUCCAUGUUUAAAUCAAAUCCUCAGAGGUAUGACAUGGGGGUGCCUGACAGAGCCAGCAUCUUGCUAGACAAGUUUCAAGGCACACUGAAAGUGGUCUUGCCCUAGACUUCGAUUGUACUGAGAAACUACACAGGAUUCAUCAGAAGUGGUGGAUGGUCACAGAAAAGGCAGCCACAUUUGUCAAUGCAAGCAUCGUUUUUAAAGAAAAUGCCUUUAUUGGGCGUGGUGUCACAUGCCCAUAGUCUCAGCUGCACAGCAGGCUGAGAGAGAAGAGUCACCAGGGCCUAGGAGUUCAAAACUAGCCCAGGAAAAAUAGUGAGAUUCAGGGUGUGUUUUGUUUUGCUUUGUUAAUAUUAGUCUUAAAUUUGGAGGCUGAUGGGCAGCUGUGAUUGGGAAUAUUGGAAAAUCUUUGUUCCUUAGAAGUUGGUUAGAUCUAAACCAACCAUCCAUAAGUGAAAAGAAGAAUAUCCAAAAGCCUCUCUAAUUCACAGAAAUUUAUUGUAUUGGAUUAUGUUUGCACUUUAUAAACUGGGGGAGGAACAAAGACCCAGUUCCUACUUUGGGCAUGAAGUAGACUCCCGGAGACCAGAGGAUUCCCCAGGAGGCCCAACAUGGCGAUGUGUGUGCACUCUGCCACACCAACCCUGUUUCAUGCCUUAGUUGAAGCCAAAGUAGAAAUUUGUCUGUAAUGUUCAAAUCUCAAUUCAAAUUACUGUGCCUUAUUCUUAAAGAAAAAAAUUAUAAUUUUACAGUUUUCUCCUACUAGCUAAAGAAAUGUAUUUUAGUUUGCAUGUAAGUAACAUUCAGAAACCUUAGAAAACCAUCUUAAUUGACACUUGCAUAGCAAAUUAUAGACAGGGGACAGAAUGAAAUCUGGCUUUUUUGCAGUGUGCAUUUACUAAUGUACAGACAAGUUGAAAGGGAGAGAUGCUUUUGCUACAGGGUUGGUUUUGAUACCUCCAGCACUGGCUGUCUAAUGUUUUUGUUUGGGCUUUCCUGGAUCAUUGCUUGUCUUGUUUUUUUCUCUCUUUUUUUAUUUCUCUGAAGGAAGAGCAUGAUGUUUUCUCCUCCCUGAAUCAGCUGUGCACCCGGUGGACAAGACAACAUAGUAUCUUUGAUCCCGGGUAGACACUGACCCUCAGUUCAUGUCCUUAUGCUUAGGUUCAUUCUAGAGCCCCUCCUGCCUUCCUCCUUCCUGCUUACCUUCCUGAUUGCCCCGGAAGGGCUGGUGCUCAAGCCCAGGGCCUUCAAGACUGUGAGGCAUAUGUUCUUCUGGUGAGGUACAAUCCCCAACCCCAAAGACUAUUUUUUUUUUUGUAGCAUGCAUCACACCCUCUAUGGGACAGGCCAGUAUUGGGUGUCCUGCGUGAUGACUUGGUCUCCACCCUGCUAGGGUUUUUCAUGCCUUCCCGUAUUUGUUUCUUUGUGGAACACAGCACUUCCUUCUAGAGUAUCAGCACCAGUUAUUGGAAAGGAUUACUUCCCUUCCCUUCCCUCAUGUCUUCUAGUCUUAGUUUUGAAACUUGGGGUAUUUCUUGACAUUUGGUUAUUGUGAACACAGACAGGGAUACCAAUCUCCUUUGAACCAUUGUAUACACACACACACACACACACACACACACACACACAGAGUAAAUGGAAUGGGUGUUAGUCAGGGAGUUUCCAGCUUGACAUGUUGGCAUUCUAAACUGGGUAUGUCUAGGUUAUAUUAUGUAUUAUUUAGUAGCAUUAUUGGCUUCUAAUCACAAAUCAUCUCCCCAAACUACGACAACCAAAAGUUCCUCUAGACAUUGUCAUGUAUUCCCUGGGGGGAUGUUUGGUACCCCUUUCUACUUCUAAACCAUUAGCUAUAACCAUGUUUAAACAUUAUUGAUAGACACCCCCCUCCCUCACCCCGCAAGUGUCCUCUAUUCUGCAGGAUUCAUAUCCUUCCUCUCCCAGACUGACCUCCUGCAUUUAAGGUUUAUAGGCAUCUGCCUCCACACUUAGAUCAGGAUUUACUGUUUACAGGCAGUAUUUUGAAAGGUCUUUCAUUUGUUGCACUGAGGCUUAGAGCCACCCUUGCUACACGGACACGCACUUGGAGUGAAGCUCUUAGUAGCCUGAGGCAGCUGUUGACCACACAGUGGGUCCGUGAGACUAGCCUUUCUACGUGAGACUUGAGCUAGGUUAUGCUUUUUAUAUGGAUUUUGAAUCUGGUUAGUAAUCACUGACAGUGUACCUCCCCUAUGGCUCUGUCAUUGCCUUAUGUUCUUUCCCCUUUUGUGCUUCUGAGUUUAUUUCCACUCAAGUGACCGUGAGUGGGAACAAGGUGGUCAAACCAGGAAAACAGUUAAGCAGAACCUGUAUCAGAUCCAAAUCUUCAGUGUGUAAAAUGUUCUUAGAAUUUGGAAAAUAUGUUAUUUUCUGGCAUUUCCUGUCUUUCUAACUACCCUACCCUAGCUCAAGACUUUUCUUAUUUACAUGGGCUUUUCUUAGCUAGGUGGGACUGGCUCCUUCAGGCCAGAGACUCUGAAUUGGAGUGAGCACCUUCCAGAAAGGACUGACAGUGGAGAGCCAUCCCUUCCUGGAGGCUUGAAGUUAUGUUACAGUAUUGUGGAGUUUUGUUGCUUAAAAAUCCUUCUCUUCUCAAGGGCAAGAUUGCCAAAGUAUAGCAUCGCAUUUGGGGGCCAGGGGGUUGUUAAAACUUUAGCGUUUCAAUAACUUCUUGCUAAUUGCGUGGGAACCCCCCACAGUGGAUGUGUACACACAAACCUUCUCGGGUGAAGAGCAUUCAAUGGUGCUGUAAAUGAAAUGUUUUGAAAACUAGAUGUGCCAAUCAGAUGUUUGUGGAAAUUAAACAGACAGCUCAAAACAGAUGGA